AUGAGCACAAACGCACCCGACGAGGAGCGUGAGCCCCUUUUGGGCGAAGACGCUCACGCCGUCGACCCUGCCGACGAGCCGCUCGGCACUCGCCUCCGCACCGCCCUCAGCUCGCCCAAGCGGCUCACGGCCCUCGAGAAGGCUCUUGCCGCCCUCGCCGUCGUGUUCCUCCUGUCGACCGCCACCUUCGCCGGCCUGUUCGGAGGCGAGGCCGUCAAGUACGGCCGCCUCAAGCACCGCGUGUCGCGGCACCACCCCGGCGCCCCCGCUCCUGCUCCGACCUCGACCGUCACGGCGACCCGCACGACACACGUCCCAGGCCCGACCGGCGUCCCUCCUGCGCCGCCGGCCCCGCCGUCCGACCCCGACGAGCUGUGCCUCACGGGCGCGUGCGUCAAGGCCGCCGCCGGCAUCCUCGCGUCGCUCGACACGUCGUACGACCCGUGCGUCGACCCGUACCUGUUUGCCAACCGCGGCUGGCUCGACUCGCACCCGAUCCCGCGCGGCAAGGGCUCGUACGGCGCGUUCGAGGACAUCGACGCGCGCAACAAGCGCAUCGUGCGCGGCGUCCUCGAGCGCACGAGCGACAAGGGCGUCGACGGCGCCGAUGCGCGCAUCCUCGAGACGCUGCGCACGUUCUAUGGCUCGUGCUUCGACGAGGAGGCGCUCGAGAACAAGGGCAGCGAGCCGCUCCUCGAGGUCGUCGACGAGGUCGUCUCGCUGUGGCGCGGCGAGCAGCCCCUCGUCGACGAGGACGUCGUCGACCCAGAGGACGACGCCGAGUGGCUCCUCGAGAUCAACGGCGUCGCCCCGCUCAAGCACCACAAGAAGAAGAAGCACGACAAGCACGGCGGCGGCGGCGGCAAGUGGGACCCCAAGACGAGCCGCACGCGCCUCACCAACGCCCUCGCCUACCUGCACUCGCGCGGCGUCCCGGCCCUGUUCUCGACCUACACCGACAGCGACGUCGCCGUCAACUCGUCGUCCGUCGUCCUGUGGCUCACCCAAGACGGCCUCGGCCUCCCGUCCAAGGAGUACUACAAGAGCGCCGAGACGCUCGACUUUUACGAGAAGAACGUCGCCGACGUCCUCGCCGACGUGUACAAGCGCCGCGGCGAGAAGAACAUGGGCGACCUCGCGGCGUCGGUCGUCAAGUUCGAGAAGGCCAUCGCCAAGAUCUCGCUCGACCCCGAGGUCAUCGACAACCCGACUGGCGAGUACAACCCGCACAACGCGAGCAUGCUCGCGCACCUGUUCCCGUCCAUCUCGUUCGCCGACUACUUCGCGUCGUUCACGCCUCGCCCUCGCUUCCCCGACCCGGUCAUCGUGCGCGCCCCGACCUACAUGGGCAACCUGUCGGCGCUCCUCGAGCACACGGCGCCCGACGUCCUCGAGGCGUACUUUGUCGUCCAGAUCUCGCAGCAGCUCGCCCCACUCCUCGGCGCCAAGCAGCCGCUGCACAAGACGGUCCUCGCCCUGUCGAACCGCCUCAAGGGCCUCCCCGCCGACGUCUCGCCGCCGCGCGACGACACGUGCCUGAACGAGGUCGUCUCGGCGUUCGGCUUCGCGGUCGGGCGCUACUUUGUCGAGGAGGCGUUCGGCGGCGACAGCAAGGAGUACGCCGAGGAGGUCAUCCACGCCGUCAUCCAGGCGUUCAAGGACCGCCUCCCGGGCAGGACCUGGCUCGACGACGAGACGCGCGACAAGGCCCGCGAGAAGGUCGAGAUGAUUCGUGUCAAGGUCGGCUACCCUACCUCGCCGAACACGACCGACCCGACGUCGCUCGAGCGGUACUACGCGCCCAACAUGCCCAUCAACAAGGGCGACUACUUCGGCAACUCGCUCCGGGCCGUCGUCGCCGACGAGCGCCGCAAGUGGGUCGAGGUCGGCCGCCCUCAGGACCCCGGCAAGUGGGACAUGGCCGUUUCCGAGGUCAACGCUUAUUUCCAGCCUUCCGCAAAUGAAAUCGUCUUUCCGGCGGGCAUUCUCCAGAAGCCCUUCUUCUCGGUCGACUGGCCCGAGUACCUCGUCUUUGGCGCAUUUGGCUCGAUCGCCGGCCACGAGCUCACGCACAGCCUCGACCAAGCCGGGCGGCAGUACGACGGCAACGGCAAGCUCGUCGACUGGUGGGGUCCUGACACGAACAAGCGCUUCCUCGAGCGCCAGGCGUGCUUCGAGCGCCAGUACGGCAACUUUUCCAUCAUCGGCGCCGACGGCAAGAAGCACUACGUCAACUCGAAGUACACGGGCGGCGAGGACGGCGCCGACAGCGGCGGCAUCGCCGAGUCGUUCCAGGCGUGGUCGACGCGCGCGCACGCGGCCGACGCCGACCCGUCGCGCAACCAGCUCCUGCCCGGCCUGCAGCACUACUCGCGCGAGCAGCUCUUCUUCAUCGCGCAGGCGCAAGGGUGGGCGCGCGCCAUGACGCCCGCCGAGGCGCAGCGGCGCAUCGCCGUCGACCCGCACUCGCCGUCGAGAUUCCGCGUCCUGGGCCCGUUGAGCAACUCGCGCGAGUUCAGCGAGGCGUUCGGGUGCGCGGCCGACAGCCCGAUGAACCGCGGCGAGGAGCGGUGCGAGCUUUGGUGAGCCUCGAGGAGGAGCGAGACGGAGAGCUUGGAGAGGAAGGAGGGCGAGUCGUCGCGAGUUGGAGGCAGCUUUCACCCGAGCAGUUUGUACAGAAGAGGUUUGAGCUUG
This is a messenger RNA of Rhodotorula graminis WP1, 2694 nucleotides long. RefSeq lists its product as uncharacterized. The transcript has 9 exons. Gene Ontology annotation, cellular component: plasma membrane. The coding region runs from base 1 to 2586 and encodes 861 amino acids. Gene Ontology annotation, biological process: protein processing. The record is from RefSeq and is a predicted model, not a curated record. Gene Ontology annotation, molecular function: metalloendopeptidase activity. NCBI's taxonomy places the organism in Eukaryota, Fungi, Basidiomycota, Microbotryomycetes, Sporidiobolales, Sporidiobolaceae.